Molecule: messenger RNA, 402 nt
Organism: Cryptomeria japonica (Japanese cedar)
Lineage: Eukaryota; Viridiplantae; Streptophyta; Pinopsida; Cupressales; Cupressaceae
Product: RING-H2 finger protein ATL8-like
Exons: 1
Coding region: 1-402 (133 amino acids)
Biological process (GO): protein ubiquitination
Molecular function (GO): transferase activity
Source: RefSeq, a predicted model, not a curated record
AUGGGAGGACAAUUAGUAACUGUAGAGGUUGCUAGAGCUCUCACAAUGGGCGCCUCAAACUAUAAUGAGAACACCGACAUAAAUCCUGAUAUGCAUGAAAACUUUGCAGUUGGGAUCAUUGUGUUUCUCUGCGCACUGAUAUCUUUAUUGGAUUUUCUGUCCAUCCUGCCAUGGAAUAGCAUCCAGAGGUCACAUGAGCACCGCAUAGCUAAAAUACUGGCAAAUAUGGGAUUGAAGAAAGAGUGUAUAAAAGCAUUGCCCUGCGUUAUCUACAGUGAAGUGAGAUCAGUUCUGAAUGUUGCAGAGUGCCCCAACUGCUUGUCAGAGUUUGCAGAGGGAGAAAUUUUAAGAGUUUUGCCAAAGUGCAGGCAUAGUUUUCACAAGGAUUGUAUGGAUAGAUGA